UAAAAGUGGGAAGAAGAGUUGGAUUUGGAUUGGAAGCCCAAAGACUAGGAUGUUCUCUCUUUGACUCCCCUUUCUCUCUGUGUACCUCCUGAUUAUCACGUGAUCCCUGACCCAGCUGCUCCCAACUCCUUUUGUCACGUACUGCUCGCUUCUCUCUCACUCUGUCUCUCUACUCUCUAGUAUAGUACUACUUCUCAAAUCUAAAAUACUAUUCUCCCAUAACCAAUUUAGCAACCACAUAAAAUGGGAAAAUCAACAUAGUAAACAAACUUUUUCUUCAUUCAUCUGUUCAACAAUGGCAGCAAAGAGAAACCACUCAACCAAAUGGAUAAUCCUCUCACUCUUACUACUCAUGAAAACUUCAUUCUCCAACUCCUCCAAACUCAAAACCACACCCUCGCCUCUCUCAGAUCCUACUUCCCUCUUAGCAUUCAAAUCAAAAGCUGACAUAAACAACCACCUCAACUUCACCACCAAAACCCAUUUCUGUAACUGGGAAGGUGUAGAAUGCAACGGACCCAAAGUAGUCCGUCUCGUUCUUCGAAGCUUAGAUCUCGGCGGCGUCUUCGCCCCUCACACAUUAACCUUCCUCGACCAGCUCCGCGUUCUCAGUCUACAGAACAACUCUCUCACCGGAGCCAUACCUGACCUCUCUGGUCUCUUCAAUCUCAAAACGCUCUUCCUUGAUAACAACCACUUCACUGGUUCACUUCCAGUUUCUCUUUUCUCUCUUCACAGAAUAAAAACUAUAGAUUUCUCUCACAACAAUCUCUCUGGAGCUAUACCUGUAGAUUUCAUAAACCUCGACCGUCUUUAUUACCUUCGUUUAAGCUUCAACGCUUUCAACGGUACUAUUCCUCCUUUUAAUCAGUCUACUAUCCGAACUUUUGAUGUCUCCGGUAACAAUCUCUCCGGCGCAGUUCCGUUAACCACCGCGCUUUCUCGUUUUCAGCCGUCUUCUUUCGCUUUAAACCCUAAUCUCUGCGGAGAAAUCAUUCGGAAAGAAUGUCGUCCAACUACGCCGUUCUUUGCUCCUACCUCGCCUCCGGCUGUUGGAAUCGGUCAGAGCGCGGAUGUUCACGGUUUAAUCCGGCAGCCGUACGAGAAACACAAACACAAUCGGAAAGCGGUGAUAAUCGGGUUCUCCGCCGGAAUAAUGUUUCUAAUACUUUCCUUGACGUGUUUCGCGGUGGUGGUUAAGAAACAGAGGAAGAAGAAAGGUAAAGGCUCUUCCGGUUCAAGCGUGAUGGCUUCGGAUGCGGCGGCGACGGCGGAAGCUGCGGUUGUGAUGCAAAUGGAGCAAGAGAGGGAGUUAGAGGAAAAGGUGAAAAGAGCUCAAGUUGCGAAGAGUGGUAGUUUAAUAUUCUGUGCGGGUGAGUCGCAGGUGUAUACGCUGGACCAGUUGAUGAAAGGCUCUGCGGAGCUUUUAGGUAGAGGGUGUUUGGGUACAACUUACAAAGCUGUGUUGGAUAACCGUUUGAUUGUAACAGUGAAGCGGUUUGAUUGUGGGAAAAUGGGUGGACACGUAAGCAAAGAAGUGUUCGAGCGUCACAUGGAAUCAGUUGGUGGACUUCGUCAUCCAAAUUUGGUUCCUUUAAGGGCUUAUUUUCAAGCAAAUCAUGAGAGACUUAUUAUCUAUGAUUAUCAACCCAAUGGGAGUUUAUUCUCCCUCAUACAUGGUUCCAGAUCAAGCAGGGCAAGGCCAUUGCACUGGACGUCAUGCUUAAAAAUAGCAGAGGAUGUAGCACAAGGGCUUUCUUACAUCCACCAGGCAUGGAGACUGGUCCAUGGCAAUCUCAAAUCCACUAACGUUCUCCUAGGACCCGAUUUCGAGGCUUGUGUCACAGACUACUGCCUGUCUGUGUUGACUAAUCCAUCUACCUUUGACGAGGUUGGUGAUUCGGCACCCUAUAGAGCUCCAGAGACUCGCAAUCCAAAUCACCAGCCGACCCCCAAAUCCGACGUUUACGCAUAUGGUAUUUUGUUACUAGAGCUUCUGACGGGGAAAUAUGCUUCCGAGCUCCCAUUCAUGGUGCCGGGUGAUAUGUCAAAAUGGGUGAGAUCAAUCAGGGACGACAAUGGGAGCGAAGACAACAGAAUGGAUAUGCUUCUUCAGGUGGCUACAACUUGUAGCUUGAUCUCUCCUGAGCAGAGACCCACAAUGUGGCAGGUCUUGAAGAUGUUACAGGAAAUCAAAGAGAUUGUACUAUUGGAGGAUAGCGAAGUCGAUGUACGCAAUAGUAAUGCCGUUGCCCUGUCUUAGAAUUCUUUUUGUUUUUGUUUUUGGGCUUGUUAUAGGAGGAUAGAAAGACAGAAGAGUAGUGUGAACUAGGGUUAAAACAAUUAAGAGUGAGGUACAAAACUUAUGAAUUUCACUAUGUGAUAGUAUUAAUUAGACUAUUGGAAUGUUGAUAGAAUGUGGGGUGCACUUAACUUCCUCAUUUGGGCUUGUCUAUUGCUGAUGCCUGAGCUUGAUUCCAUUUUUAAAGAAAGCAAUAAGUUAAGGGAUUGUUAA
Molecule: messenger RNA, 2515 nt
Organism: Vicia villosa (hairy vetch)
Lineage: Eukaryota; Viridiplantae; Streptophyta; Magnoliopsida; Fabales; Fabaceae
Product: probable inactive receptor kinase At5g67200
Exons: 2
Coding region: 296-2263 (655 amino acids)
Biological process (GO): protein phosphorylation
Molecular function (GO): protein kinase activity; protein binding; ATP binding
Source: RefSeq, a predicted model, not a curated record